AUGAGGGGAAGAAGCUACACGCCAUCACCACCAAGGGGUUAUGGAAGGAGGGCCCGGAGCCCUAGUCCCCGGGGCCGAUAUGGUGGAGGUGGAGGUGGAGGUGGAGGUCGUGACCGGGAUAUCCCAACCAGUCUCUUGGUUCGCAACCUACGUCAUGAUUGCAGGCAAGAGGAUCUUAGGAGGCCAUUUGAGGCGUUUGGUCCUGUCAAGGACAUCUACCUUCCCAGGGAUUAUUAUACUGGUGAAGGUUGGAAGGAAGUUGGGUUUGAAUUCAAUUUGAAGAUGUAUCAAUCUAAUAUAUUUUUUGUUUUUGUUUACUGGAUCUGCUGCAGAGAUCCACGGGGAUUUGGUUUCAUUCAAUUUGUGGAUCCUGCUGAUGCUGCUGAGGCAAAGCAUCACAUGGAUGGUUAUCUUCUUCUUGGUCGUGAGCUGACUGUCGUAUUUGCAGAAGAAAACCGGAAGAAGCCAACUGAAAUGAGAACAAGGGAUCGAGGUGGAAGGAGCAACAGAUUCAAUGACAGAAGACGCUCUCCUCCUCGGUACUCUCGUUCUCCUCCCCCUCGUCGUGGUGGUAGAAGUAGCCGGGACUACAAUUCUCCUCCCCCUAAAAGACACCAAUCUAGGUCUGUCUCGCCUCAGGAUAGACGAUACGAGAAGGAGAGGUCAUACUCUCGCUCGCCACCACAUAAUGGUGCAAGGGUUCGCAGCGGAAGUCCUGGGAGGGUGAAGAGCCACAGCAGGAGCCGGAGCCCAAGAAGAAGCGUGAGCCCUAGAAGAAGCGUGAGCCCAAGAAGAAACAGGAGCUACACACCUGAACAAGCGAGGAGCCCGGUCCCUAGGCGGAGCAGGAGCCCAAGCCCUCGUGGAGAACGAAAUGGAGACCGUUCUCCAAGCCAGUGA
Molecule: messenger RNA, 900 nt
Organism: Thlaspi arvense
Lineage: Eukaryota; Viridiplantae; Streptophyta; Magnoliopsida; Brassicales; Brassicaceae
Source: the annotation of a GenBank genome assembly